AUGUCGACUGCCCACCGGGCAAAGAUCAAGCACAAGGCGCGAGAGACGAAGAAAAAGCGCAAAAAGGAAGCCAAAAAGAAUCCACAUCUAAAAAAGAAGAAGAAAAAGGAUCCGGGCAUUCCCAAUAGUUUCCCGUUCAAGGAGCAGAUCCUUGCAGAAGUAGCAGAGACGAGGAGACUAGCCCUCGAAGAGAAGCGAAGAAAAGAGGCCAAGGUGGACAUUGAAGGAAACGGCCACAUUCUAGAGAUUCAAAAGGAGCCAGUGGCGGUACAAGCUCGCCCCAGCAAGAUGGACGUAGACGACGACGCUCCAAUACUCAUCGACACAUCGAUUCCGACAACAGCUGCAGCGCUAGACGCAGCAAAUGUGAUCCUAUAUCUACUAGAUGCGCGAGAUCCAUGGUCAUUCAGGAGCAUAUACGUCGAAGAAGCGACGACGAAACCUAUUCUAUUCGUUUUGACCAAGACGGAUCUUGCUCCCCGAGAAUCUGUCAAUGAUUGGAUCAUACAGCUCCGGAAACGCCGCCCGACCUUUAUCUUCCGCGCAACACCGUCGUUGUGCUUUAAGAAUACGCCACAGAGCGGGUCGAACACAAAGUCACAGUCGGAAGAUGCAGGUUGUAUAGGAAGGGAGGCAAUUCUUGAAGCAUUACACACAAUUGCGCAGAGUCAGAAGGAAGCAGACCUCUCUGUAGCCGUCAUCGGUGUUACCAAUGUCGGAAAAUCUGCUUUUAUUAACUCGCUCCUCGGGACAUCAACCCUUGCAGUGUACAACCCACUCGGGCCCAAAGCCACUGCUGCACCAUCAACCACUCCGUACCCGCAAUCCGUCUCACUUCAGCACAAAAAACGUCAAUUCACAUUUAUUGACACCCCUGGUUUAACCUUCAUACCUCCACCCUCUGCAACAUCUACUCCUGAAGAGACAGAGGAACGGAUUGCACGAGAUGUCCUACUGCGCAACAGGGGGAACAUUUCCAAGAUUAAAGAUCCACUUCCUCUGGCGCUAUACAUCCUCUCUCGUGCGAGUAUGGAGGACUUGAUCCUCCUAUAUAAUCUGCCUGCGGUUACUAUAGGUGACUUUGAUGCCUUUUUGGCCAGUCUGGCUAGGAAAGAGGGCGCCCUGCAGAAGAGAGGUGCGAUUGUAGAUUUUACUGGUGCGGCAAGAGCGCUCGUGCGCGAUUGGAAGACUGGACGACUGGCGUUUUACACCUUUUCCUCCCCUCAACAACUUGCGGAUGACCCUAAAACAUCGUCACCCCCGUCUACCCCGGACUUGUCGUCGGUGUACACGAAGUGGGAUGAAAAGUACCUGGCCCGACUGUCAUGGAGAAAGGACUUGAGAAAAGAAGCGAACAUUUCGCUGGUACGGCUCAAGGAUGACGAACUAGACCGACGAAAGGUCGAUUUAGAAGCAGUCUUAUUGCCCUCUGAUGACGAGAUGGACUCUCAGGAUGGAGGAUCACCCGAAGAGGAUGAAGACGAUUCCGAGGAAGACGGCGAAGAGGAAUCCGAGGACGAAGAAGGAUUCUCUCAGGAAGAUGAAAACGAUUCAGAGGGUGGUGAAGAGGUGGACGCAAUGGGUGCUAGCGACGAAGAAGAAGAGGGGAGCGACGAGGAGUCAGAACCCAUCCUCAGCGGCAAACAAAAGCGGGCUGCGCAAAAGGCGACAAAACUGGAGACCUCCAAGCAAACUUUGAAAGCCCAAAAGUCGAAAAAGGCCGUGUCGUUUGUGCCGUAUACCAAGGCUGGGGCCAAGGUCAAGCCGCAGCCCAAACCCGCCUCUACCGCACAACCAAAACCGAGCGCAGCGCUGCCUCGAGAGAAGAAGAAGACUGCAAGCUCACACGUCCCCACUUCAACGAGGGUCGCAAAUGUCGCCAGCAAGGCGUCAAAGGCCGCUGAAGCAGCGGGAGACGACGCAUACGACUUUUCCAAGUAUUUUUAG
Messenger RNA from Serendipita indica DSM 11827, 1947 nucleotides. The record is from the annotation of a GenBank genome assembly. NCBI's taxonomy places the organism in Eukaryota, Fungi, Basidiomycota, Agaricomycetes, Sebacinales, Serendipitaceae.